Nerophis lumbriciformis (worm pipefish) is the source of this 2869-nucleotide messenger RNA. RefSeq names its product sprouty related EVH1 domain containing 3 (gene spred3). Gene Ontology annotation, biological process: negative regulation of MAPK cascade; multicellular organism development. Lineage: Eukaryota; Metazoa; Chordata; Actinopteri; Syngnathiformes; Syngnathidae. Gene Ontology annotation, molecular function: protein kinase binding. The record is from RefSeq and is a predicted model, not a curated record. Gene Ontology annotation, cellular component: membrane.
GGGGGGGAGGGGGAGGGAUGGAGGAGGAGGGAGGAUGCUGCCAGCGGAAAAUGGCUGCUGCAACCUGGAGCCUGUCCUGAUCCACAGAGACGACACCGAGGCGGGCUGAGCCGAGCCAGGCCGAGCCGGGCCGGGCCGGGCCGGGUCGUGGCGAGGGGGGGUGGUGGCGGCGGCGGUGCUGGCGGGACUGAGACGACGACGACGAGGAGGAGGAGGAGAGAGCGGAUGCGGGGAGGAUGUGAGCGCCAUCGGCGUGUGUUUGCGGACCAGAGCGCGAGGAGAGCCCGCUGCGAGCGGCGGCCAUGGAGGGCGACGUGCGUGUUCGCGCGGUGGUGAUGACACGUGACGACUCCAGCGGCGGCUGGGUGCCCCUCGGGGGUGGCGGCCUCAGUCACGUGGUCAUAUGCAAGGGGCGGAGCAGCAACGGCCGGGGGCGGAGAGAGCACGUCAUACGCGGGGAGAGGCUGCGAGACCGGGCGCCCGUGUUGGAGUGCGCCGUCCAGAGGGGGCUGGUCUACAACAAGGUUAACCCCAUCUUUCACCACUGGCGGGUGGACGAGCGCAAGUUUGGACUCACCUUCCAGAGUCCCGCCGACGCCAUCUCCUUCGAGAAGGGUCUGCAGGCCAUCUUGGACAAGCUGGACCGAGGCUCCGACUCGCCCUCGUCGUCCACGCCGGAGGAGGCAGACACUGAAGAUGACGGCCAAGCUUCCCAUACAGGAAGUGAGUCCUCGUCCAAUAGCAGGAAGGAGAUGCUCCCCAAACCCAUCACCAUAGUGACCAGCGAGUCAUCCGCCACCUGCUUCGUGCGGACCGAGGAGUUCAGUUUCGGAUCCGGCGGAACCAUGCAGACGCCUGCUCAGAUCCACACCAGGCCGGGACAGCAAACGACCACUCCGUUAAACCCCCUGGCUCCGCUGCCGCCUGCUCCACCCUCCCCUCCGGCCUCGUCGCCUCUGUCCCCCCUCUCGCCUACCAUCUCGCUGCUGGAGGAGGGGGACCUGCGCAGCGUGGAUCCCUGCAAGGACCUGUGGGGGUCCAGAGGGUACGAGGACUACCGGCGAGCCGGAGCCACCAGGACUAUGGUCGGGGGGCUGACCGGGGGCGUGGUGGUCGAGAGCGGGGGGAGUCAUCAGGACAAGACGGAGUUGUGCGUGGUCCGCUUCGAGAAGGAAGCGGGGACGGCGGGCUGCGAGGUGACCGUGAGUUUGGACAGCAAGGCCGCCCAGCGUCUGUCCUCCUCCUCGCCCACCUGCAUGUCCAUCCCCAACGCUGUGUCCGGCGUGUCCUCAGGGGCCGGCUCCCCCCAGGAGACCGGCAAAGGCUCCCCUUCGCCCUGCUGCAUACACACCUCCUUGGCAACGCCUCGGUCGCGGACUCGUAAGAGGGGAGGAGGGGACCCGGGGGCCAUCUCUCCUGACGACGACAGCCCGUGUCCCCAGGCGUCGUCGUCGUGCUCGUCCCGCUGCGUGUACUGCCGCUCCGUGUUCAGCGCCUCGGAAAACGGGCGGGGCCGCUGCAGGGACGCCCCGGACCCGGCCCUGCACUGCCUGCGCCAGUGGACCUGCGUGUGGUGCGCAGAGAGCCUGCUCUACCACUGCAUGUCGGACUCCGAGGGGGAGUUCUGGGAGCCGUGCUCGUGCGAUGACUCCCUGGGGGGCCACCCGCACCCCCUCUGCUGCGCCCGCUGGUUGGCCCUCGUGGUCCUGUCGCUCUUCGUGCCCUGCAUGUGCUGCUACCUGCCUCUGCGCGCCUGCCUGCGCUGCGGCGAGAGGUGCGGCUGCUGCGGGGGGAAGCACAAGGCGGUCCGGUGAGACCGGGCUCGGGUCGGGAGGGCUCUCUCGGCGAGGGUGCGGAGCCCGGAAGCCCCUCCACUGCAUUCCGCUCUCUCUUCUCAACCCGGGGCCUUCUGGACUCGUCCACGCCCGCCGAGGAGGCCGCUCGGCCCGGGUUCUGUGGCGCCGCACGGAGCCUUGGACCCCGCUAAUGUAGAAUUAGCGAGCAGAGACUUGUCAACGCAAAGGACCAGGGUGGGUAACCAUGAUGUGCUCCUUUAGACAAACAAAGAUGGUCGGUCUAUUUUAGUACACGUCAGACACGCUACCACACACACGGGAGGGGAAACGCUUUUGUGUUCGCCUGCGUCAUCCGUGGUCAGAUGAGUCGCCCUUUACCUCCAAACUUUACCUCACGCCACACGUCCACGAGCUGGAGGAGGGACCAGAGGACAAUUACUAGCUGCAAUGACAACCGUGACGGUGCUUUGUAACUGUGGGGAGUUCAAGGAAGUUUCAUCUCCCCCAAAGAAAAACGAACCCUGCUAAUAAUCUGAGGAUAAAAAAGUGCAAUGAAGGAGUAUUUUUGUACGCCAACGUCGGGGGGGAAAAGUGAAUCCUGACGCGUGCGAACUGGCAAGGGGCCGCAACAUUAGGUACGCCUGCAUGACGACGGCCGGUACAAAAAGUAAAGAGGACAGGUCAGAGUAUUAGGAAGCGCUGGUGUGCCUAAUGGAUUGGCUUCUAAGGACGGAGUGAAAUUACUCCACAAGCAUCUUUUUACUCACGCCCAACUGUUCACAAACUAUUUUCUUCUAUUAAUAAAUUAUUUGCAAGUCAAAAAACUAAAUUUUUCAAUUAAAAAACAAUUCAUAAGUAAAAAAAACAAAUAUUUUCUUCAAGUAAAAAAUGAUUCAUAAGUAAAAAAGCAAAAAUUUUCUUCAAAUAAAAGACGAUUCAACGAACGAUUAAAACGAUAAAAAAAAACCAAAUUACUUCAAAUAAAAAAAGAUUCACAAGUAAAAAAAACAACACAAUUUUCUUCCAUUAAAAACGAUUUGCAAGUAAAAAAACAAAACAAUUUUCUUCAAUUA